AGAUGGCAGGAAAUACUUUUAGGAUUUCAUGACUAAACCAAACACGCUGUUUGGAGUCUAGCGUCAGCUAAAAACUAGUGUGAUGUGUGGAUAAAUCCUAACGAUGUUUUGGAUCAGUUAACCCUGGCGGAUUUUCCUGGGCUAGGCUAGCUAACUGUAGUGAUUUAUUCCCUUUUUCUGGCCUUACAGGCGAAUGCGACGCGGUCUCAAAUACACCUCGACGAUUACUGCAAGCGUUAACCACGGACUGGUGGAGAGUUUAACCUAUAAACCAGCGGCGGGGUCUCCUCCUGCACGAUGAGUGGUGAUGAUCUGAACCCAGCUGCAGUGCCUCAGCCAGUCGAGGAUCGACAGGGUGAUGGACGGUGGAUGUCACAGCAUACAAGAUUUAUGCAGGAGUGCAAAGAUGGCGAACCAGAGGUUCUUUUUGUAGGUGACUCAAUGGUGCAACUAAUGAAGCAGUAUGAGAUCUGGAAGGAGAUGUUCUCUCCUCUUCAUGCACUUAAUUUUGGUCUAGCCGGUGACACCACCUGCAAUGUGCUGUGGAGGCUGCAGAACGGCGAGCUGGAGAACAUCCGCCCAAAGGUGGUGGUUUUGUGGGUGGGAACCAACAAUCACGACCACACAGCAGAGCAGGUUGCAGGAGGAAUUGUUGCCAUUGCACAACUACUCACUAACCGCCUCCCCAAAGCUAAGAUUGUUGUCCUGGGUUUGUUACCCCGCGGAGAGCAGCCCAACCCGCUGAGGGAGAAGAACGCCGCAGUCAACAGGCUCCUGCGCUCCUGGCUGCCACGGCUGGGCCAGACUCUGUUCUUGGACGUGAGCAACGAAUUCAUCCACUCCGACGGGACCAUCAGCUCCCAGGACAUGUUUGACUACCUCCACCUGACGCCAGCAGGCUACAACACCCUGGCCAAGCCUCUCAGCGACCUGCUACUUCAGAUACUAGAGGAGACGCCCGAGGAGAGAAGGGCGUCGCUGGUUUAAGGGCUGAAAUGUCCGACAUAGACACUGAUUUCACUAGGAAGCUGUAAGUUCAAAUCACUGCAGCCACAGAUGGAAUAAAACCAUUGUACAAUGUCCGACAUUGAGCCGUAGUUCUGAAUGUAAAUCUAAAUCUGGAAAAAUGAAGGAAAAAUAUCUUUUAAUUUUUCGUUGCCUCAUCUUUGACUGUUUUGAUGAGCAAACUGAGCGAUCCGAAGUAAAGCCUAUCCAGUCACUUGGAAAGCUGCAGACCUUCUUUCAGGUUUACGUUCUGUUGUAAAUUUCUUGGUGUCUAAAAACGGAUCAGAAACACCACUAACCCGUACAGUUGCAAUACAAAACGUAUGUACUGUGGUAUAUGUAUAGUUCUGGAUCUGUUAAAAGGAAACAAUCCGCAUGAAAUUAAAGCAAAAGCAUAAAUAUUUUUUUUUGCCUUUUAAAGCUCACAGUAGUUGUGUUUUAUCAUUUGACCCUGGAGAAAGAAGUGUUCAAACGCAGCACCAGCAAUCCAAAACUAAAUCACACCGACGACGAGCGUUUGUCAGCUCCUGUAAAGAAUUGGGAAAAAGCUGGAUUUGAACGUUCAUCAGAAUGUCUCUCUGCUUUACUCCUGGUCAGACGGGAUGCUAGCACAGCAGCAUGUGUGCUAAAGCGAACCUCGACUGGGUCGUUAGAAAUUAAACACACACAGCCUACUGGUAUCUGGCAAACUCCCAUAUUAGUGACACGAUGGCAUUCAGUCUUCCAAACACCGUCUGUGAAAUGUGAAGCUUCUUUCCCAUUCAGCACAUUGAUUUACAUCGUAUUCACAAAGUUAAAUAGUAAGUUAACAUCUUUGUAAGUGUGUUUAAAAGCAGUAUGGGCACAGAUCUAAAUGUACUGCUUGCUCUUACCAAAAAAAAAAGAAAACCAGUAUGUAUGUAGUCGUUGCUACUGUUGUUUUCCUUGUGUUGUGCGUUUCUUCCUCCUGUGUGCAGUUUGUUUGACAUAUAGACAUGUGCUGGUUUCAUAAUUCUGAGUGAAACUAUUUAAUUGUUCCACAAAUGAGAAGAGGAAAAAAAGGGAAAUAGUUAUUAUCCACACAAAAUGACCAAUUAUUACAACUAUACUACAACGUUUCUGUUGUUCUGAUGCAUAAAAAUGUAGACUACCCACUAAAUUUUGGGUUUUUCAGAAUACUACAUCUUUUCACUUCUCUGCACUUUGAAGAGUAAAUUAAGAAUAAUAAACUGAUAUUGGGUGCUUAGUAUGGCUAUCUGCUCCACCACAGACUCCAGUCAGCUGCUCAGCAUUCUCUUGGUGCAAAUGUUUUCCAAAUUAGUUUUUCUUUUUCCUAAUGGUUGACUGAGUCUUUCAGCCAGCUGACCAGCAGUGGGACGAGCUUGUACCACAAUAUAGUCCAUAAAGCACAUUCUCUGGAGCCUCUUUAGAAAGACUUUCAACCACAGGAUCGGUUAGAUGGAAUUGGUCGUUUUGAUAGGUUUUUAAAAUCCUGGUGCACCUAGACGUUGGCAUCCGGCUCAUGCCUUGAUGUUUGUUUCAACAUAUUUUACUAAUACACACAAAUAUUUGUCUUUCUCUUUGUUUUUUUUUCCCCAGUUAGAUUUCUUCAGUUGAUUUGUUUGUUCCUGACGCACAUGUAACUGACCUCCUGCGACCUGCUCAUUGUGUUGUUGCUAACAAGUGAUUUUUAGGCAAAAGGUUGAACUAUAUUCGAUAAGAUCACUCUAAACGCUAAAAGUAAUCACAAGUAAAAAAAAAAAAACAAACAUACAGAAUAAUUUGUCUGUGAGCUAAUGCUGCGGCUCCUGUUGCACAUCGAGUUAUCCGGCAUUACUGCUGUCGUACGCACUUGCACAUGUGUGUGUGUUGCAUGUAAAUAGUCUGUGUGUGUGCCUUAAGUAUGUACAGUGAGUCUGGUGCUGGUUUGUGUGUGUAGAAAGGAACCUUGUUGCGUUUARGAGAUKGAAAGGGAUYGUCAGAUCGUCAGUCUGUAUGAUGGGAUAUUUGCUCUCUUAUGGCUUGUUGUCAUGUUACUGAAUUAAAAUAUUCCAAUAAAGAGCAAUCCAACCUUG
Molecule: messenger RNA, 3059 nt
Organism: Poecilia reticulata (guppy)
Lineage: Eukaryota; Metazoa; Chordata; Actinopteri; Cyprinodontiformes; Poeciliidae
Gene: pafah1b2
Product: platelet-activating factor acetylhydrolase 1b, catalytic subunit 2
Cellular component (GO): cytoplasm
Molecular function (GO): platelet-activating factor acetyltransferase activity
Source: RefSeq, a predicted model, not a curated record